This is a messenger RNA of Callithrix jacchus (white-tufted-ear marmoset), 9697 nucleotides long. It is a transcript of the gene QKI, whose product is annotated as QKI, KH domain containing RNA binding. Gene Ontology annotation, cellular component: nucleus. Gene Ontology annotation, biological process: regulation of mRNA splicing, via spliceosome. The record is from RefSeq and is a predicted model, not a curated record. Gene Ontology annotation, molecular function: mRNA binding. Lineage: Eukaryota; Metazoa; Chordata; Mammalia; Primates; Cebidae.
UGAGGCGAACUCCGCCGCCAAGUGAGUGAGGAGGAGGAGGAGGAGAAGGAGGAGGAGGAAGAGGAGGAGCGCAGUCAGAGCGCGGCGGCAGCGGCAGCGGCAGAGGCGCCGCGGCGGGCACCAGCCCAGAGAGACCCCCGAGCCCGCGGCACAGGCGGCGGCGGUGCUCAGCGGGCGCGACCAGCCGAGCUAGCGGCGGCCCCGGCUCCUCCUCGUCCGGCGCCAGCGGCCCGCGCCCCGCGCCCGUACUCGGCCAGCCGAGACCCGCCUCCCGCCGGCCUCGUGAGGGACGCGCCGAGUCGGGCGGCCGAGAGCGGCGGCGGCCGGGAGCGCGUCGGCCCCGGGCGGAAAGUGCCUGCGGGGGGCGGGCGAGCGCGCGGUGCCGGCCGCCCCGGGGCUCGGCGCGGGAGCCGGAGCGGGAGCCGGCGCGGAGCGGGACGCCGGGUCCCGAGCGGCCGGCGGCCGGGGCUCGCCCCCGCCCCUCCCUCCUCUCCGGCGGCGGCGGCGGCGGCGGCGGGCGGAGUGAGCUGCGGAGCCUGGAAUAUGGUCGGGGAAAUGGAAACGAAGGAGAAGCCGAAGCCCACCCCAGAUUACCUGAUGCAGCUGAUGAACGACAAGAAGCUCAUGAGCAGCCUGCCCAACUUCUGCGGGAUCUUCAACCACCUCGAGCGGCUGCUGGACGAAGAAAUUAGCAGAGUACGGAAAGACAUGUACAAUGACACAUUAAAUGGCAGUACAGAGAAAAGGAGUGCAGAAUUGCCUGAUGCUGUGGGACCUAUUGUUCAGUUACAAGAGAAACUUUAUGUGCCUGUAAAAGAAUACCCAGAUUUUAAUUUUGUUGGGCGAAUUCUUGGACCGAGAGGACUUACAGCCAAACAACUUGAAGCAGAGACGGGAUGUAAAAUAAUGGUCCGAGGCAAAGGCUCAAUGAGGGAUAAAAAAAAGGAGGAGCAAAAUAGAGGCAAGCCCAACUGGGAGCAUCUCAAUGAAGAUUUACAUGUACUAAUCACUGUGGAAGAUGCUCAGAACAGAGCAGAAAUCAAAUUGAAGAGAGCAGUUGAAGAAGUGAAGAAAUUAUUGGUACCAGCAGCAGAAGGAGAAGACAGCCUGAAGAAAAUGCAGCUGAUGGAGCUUGCAAUUCUGAAUGGCACCUACAGAGAUGCCAACAUUAAAUCACCAGCCCUUGCCUUUUCUCUUGCAGCAACAGCCCAGGCUGCUCCAAGGAUUAUUACUGGGCCUGCGCCGGUUCUCCCACCAGCUGCCCUGCGUACUCCUACGCCAGCUGGCCCUACCAUAAUGCCUUUGAUCAGACAAAUACAGACCGCUGUCAUGCCAAACGGAACUCCUCACCCAACUGCUGCAAUAGUUCCUCCAGGGCCCGAAGCUGGCUUAAUCUAUACACCCUAUGAGUAUCCUUACACAUUGGCACCAGCUACAUCAAUCCUUGAGUAUCCUAUUGAACCUAGUGGUGUAUUAGGUGCGGUGGCUACUAAAGUUCGAAGGCACGAUAUGCGUGUCCAUCCUUACCAAAGGAUUGUGACCGCAGACCGAGCCGCCACCGGCAACUAACCUAUGACCUUCUGACCUCUGAACUCUUCACCCAAUGAUGACCUGACCAUGCCUGCCUGCUGAUCAGUUAACUGGUAAUCGCCUUUGCUUGCCUGUCGUCAGUGCAGCAAGCUGAGGCACUUGUCCGUUCGUCUUACCAUCUAACCAAACAAAAGACAAAGAAAUUGUUGUCCUCCAACUCAGCUUUUUUUUUUUUUUUUUCCCUGUUUGGGUGAAAGUGGUUCUAGAACCUGCACUGAAUAGUAGUAAAGCAAUAAGGCCCAAUUCAUCCCACAGCACUGAUCAUCUUCUAAUAUCCCACCCUAAGCGAACGGUAAGAAGGCCUCUCUUAAGAAGGGGAGACAGAUGGCCCUUAACUACUCAAUGACAGAGGCAGUUACUGUGAGAGACUUCUAGGAAUCUUUUUCUUCUCAUAGUGAAGUUAAAGCUCUCUCUGAAUGUACUGUGUGAUGAUGCAUCAUGCAUGAACCUUCGGUCAGGGAUGUCAUUGGUGAAGUGAUUUCAAAAAGUAUUCAAAAUUUGAUAUGCUGUUUAGUCACUACAGUGCCCUCAAAGGGCAGAAGUUGCAGCCUUUUUUAUAUUGCCUGCCAAAAUUUGAAGUAUUAGAGGAAAGUGUGCCAUGAGAGGAGAAACUUGAGUUUUGAAAAGUAAUGCAAAUAACAAAACUGCAACACUAUUUUUAAAAAGAUAAAUAUCUGAGUUAAAAUUACUGAAUCUUUAUUUUACACCUUCUAAAAAAAUAUAUGAGAACAAGGUACAUGCAUUAUGUGUCACAUUACUGGGCAAACUGUUCAAGUAUUUUUUUUUUAAACCUCCCUGUAUAGAAAAAAAUCAUUAAGGAUGUAAAAGCCAUGCUUGCCUAUUUGCUGUAUACAUGUAAUGAAAUUGUAGAUAAAGUGUAGUGCAUUGAAACAAAUGAACAAAAGUAGAUACUUUUACUAUACAAGGGUGCUGGUGCAGAAAAAAUAUAUAUAUUUUUGGAAAUGUAGCAUUUUAUACUUUCAAGUGUUAUAAAAAAAAAAAAAGAAAAAGAACAAAGAAACCCUUUAUUUCAUUAAAUGAUUUUUUCUGGUGGUUGUCAAGAAACAAAAGACCAAAAGAGCCUUUUUGUCUUUCUUUUUUAUUUUUUAAGUAUUGGAAUAAGUCUAAAGAAAAGAAAGUGCCUUAUUUUCCUUCAUGGUCAUUUAGUCAAGUGUCUCAUAAAGAUCAGCUGCUCCUCCCUCAGAAUACAAGUUAAUGCAUGUUACUCAGUCGCCCAGUAUGUGAAAGAAGAUAUGAGGGAGACAAAUGAGUUGAUGGUUUGAAUCAUAUGAUUUUUGCCACGUUACCUUGAUGCAAAUUUGCCAAAUCUGAUACUGUGAAAGAUUUGAUAAUUUUUCUAAUGCCUGACUAGCAAGUUUUGAAACAUCAUUCUUUAAAAAAAUUAUAAUCGAAUACUUUUAGUUAUUCCAGUCUUCACUGAUAACCCAAAGGACUCUGAGAUAAAAAUUAUGUGUGACCUGAACUUCAGACAAAAUUAGAGCUUUGUUUUAUUUGGAGAAAGGGGAUGCAUUCAUUUUGUUUUGUUUUUUAUUUUCUUUUUAAUUAAUUGGAGAUAAUAGGAUCCCUAGCAAAUGUUUUCACGAAAGUGACUCUUGAUUUUCAUUCUGGAAAACAAUGUUUUAAAUAACCCAAAUGUAACCACGUGUCUUUAUAUCAUACCAGAUAACUUGUGUAAUGCAUCUCUUUACAGAUUCAGUAACCUGCCUCCCCCACCCUUUAAGUUUGAAAGAAUGUGAAAAACUAGCAUCAUAGUGCAUAUAAUACUCAACCACCUUUCAGCUUAAGCUUCUAAUUUCUCCAGAAGUUCAAACAGUUAUGUAGUUCAAGCAAUUUGUGCGCAAAGCCUACAUCUAAACACUUGAGUGUGAGUAAUCAUUAACUGCUUGGUACCAGAUGUGGCAAAUCUCAAGUGACGGUGGACUCCCUUCCAGCUUAUCAACUCGUUCCCUCUUCCACACCUUCCCAGCGUCACAGUCAGAGGUCAGCAGGAAGCUUAGUCAGUACCUUCUUGGUGACCUCCCCCGCCAUCUUCUCUCACUUGGAAACCUUGUCAGUUUAUUUACUAUGCAAUAGACAUUCAUUGUUUUGUAUCCAGCUAGCUUUGGUUUAAUACGCCACUGCUUUGUCUUUCUGUUACACAUACAGUUUUGAUUUAUUUACAGUAUAUGCUGUGCCAUUUUGAUUUUUAUAUCAUUUGGUUGGUUGAAUCAAUUUGCGACACUCAAACACUUGAGGUGACAGUUAUUAAAAACAAUACCAGUAUUUGAUCCAGUUUCAUCUCAACUAUGUUAUACCUGGACAUUUUAGACGUUUAUCAAAGGUCUUUUAUGGGGAAGAAAGUAAAUGUAUGAAAUAAUAAAUGUGUGACAUUUAUGGGUAAUGUUGGCUCUGAGCAAACUUUUGAAAACUUGGUUGACAAAAUUUUGGAUCAACUGAAAAAAAAGCAUGACUUUUGAAAUCUCUGAAUGCCUUGGUUCUCAGUAUUAUCAUUCUUUAUUGAAUUUAUUUCUUAUUAAAAUAUGUAGUUUUUAAGACUUUUUUUCUGACAGUAUUAUGUAAUUUUUUAGCGUGGGUAGAUGGGAGUGUCGCUUCUAUGUUAUCGUACAGCUGACAUGUAUUUUUGUCUAUUCUUUAUUAUCUUAGUAGUUUCAUGCUAUGUAUGUACCAUAACCAACCUAUUGCCUAUGAGAAACAUGUAAGAUAAUGUAUUUACAGCCAUUGUUACAAGUUUAUAAUGUAUUUUUCUAUCUUGUUUUAUAUGUAUGUUAUAUAACAUUCAAAAAGAAUUUUUUUCUUGAUUGAGAAAAGGAUACAAAAUGCAAAAUCCACAAUUUUGAUAACUGAAAAUUGCCAAUUGUUUUGCAGUACUUUAUUAUAUUGGGUGUCUUGUCUUUUUUGGGCUUUUAGUUAGCUAAUGAAUGAAUACAUUAGACACUUUUGGGUUUUAGUUGGGAUUUUACAUAGCUUGCAUUUUAAUUCUUUGGUUCUUUGCUGUUUCUAUUAACCCAUAGCAUUAUUUUAAUAAAUGUUAUAAUAUCAACCUACUAACUCUGGACUAUGUCUGUUUAUUAACCUUUAUAUGUUUAAUUAAAAUAAAUAAAGACAAAAGAAUGUAAAGUCUUGCGUUACUGGACUAACCCUGAAGAACGUGACCACAGAUAACAUAGCGUGACUUGUUUUUCUGUUGUUUGUCAGCUGACAGUUCCGCACACUACUCUUAAAAUGGCUUUGAUUAUUCUGGUCUUUUACCUGGUGGGGAGGGAAGGUAGGUGCGGUAGAGAUGGGAACAAAGUAGCCUUUGUUUGAGGCAGUCUUCUGCUCUUGCCACUUGCCUUUUAGCAUCUGCCUUACUAAUUCCACACCUUAUUUUUCCUUCUCCAAAAUAAUCACUGUCUGCUCACAGCAUCGAGUAAAAAGAUACAUUGUAAUGGUAUAUACCUGGAGAAACCAGUUUGAUUCUUUUGUUGAACCAUUUCUUUUAAUUUCUGUAAGUAAUUUUAUGGUCACAUUGCAAAGCAGAGAAACUGUUGAUAUUUUACCUUUAUUUAGGUUUUUGUUUCAACUUGACCUUUUUCCUUUGGAAAGCAUUGAACUUGUUUAGCUAACUGCUCCUAUUAGAGGGCUCAACUUGGGUGAAGCCAAAGGAUCCCUGGCUGUCUCUGUUGGUAACCCGGUGGCCCAGAGCUCCACCAUUUUCCCGUGAGGUAAAGAACACUCGGCACGUUACUGAGUUUUCCUCAGGUGUUUUUUUCUCUGUCUCCUACUUUCCUUGAAACAUUAAACAAGAAAUUUAAGAGGGAAGGACUAUGAGAUUUGAAAAGUUAUGUAUGAUUAAUUAUUUGCAUGCAUAUCAGUUUAAGGUUUCUUAAAUAUCUUCAUGCUUUUCUUGGCUGAAACUUGGGGAAAUUAACCUGUAAUUAUGAAUUCUUUAAUUCAAGGUGCAUUUUUAUUUCACAGAUUGGUACUUGCUUUUUUCUGUGAAACAAUUCUCUUAGAUAAGAUUCUCAGGAUGAAUUUUUGCAUUUGUAAAUAACGACAUAUCUUUGUAAAUUACAUUUUAUUUAUUUAGAGUUCUAAAAUGUGUGGCUUAAAUGAGUUACAUAUAAUAGAAGACAAAACUAUACCAACAUGCUCUUAACCAACCCAUCAGACUGUCAGGGUAUUCUCAUUUCAUCAAUAUAUAUACACACAUACAUGUAUAGAUAACAUCCAGAGUAAUGAUACCUGAUUUGAGUGAUAACAGCUAAUCACCAUUGAGAUGAUCAUUUGGAUCCUGUAAACAAACCUGGUCAUUUCUCUGAUGGGAGUGGUGGUCAGUGUGCCGUCGUUAGGUAGACAGGUCUUUAGCAUGCUACUGUUUGUACAAGUUUUCCUUGCCAUACAGCUCAUGUAGUAGUCUGUGAACGUUCAAAGAUGGCUGUCAAGCUGCUAAUAUUCAAGUUGUCAUGGUACCAUGUCACUUAAAUUGGUGAAUUUCUAUGCAAUUUUUACUAUUCUCUGAAGCCUAUGAAUGCAUCCUCAUCUCAUUUUCAGUUAAGGCUACUUUAUGUAUAAUUAUGUCUUUGCUACCUUUUAUGUAAGAAACAUAAAAAAAGUUUUAAAAGGUGCAGAUAACAUUGCAGAUUUUUAUACAGGUUACAAUGUUAUUAAACAUGAAACUACCAAAUUCCUAGAAUCACAUCACAGAUUUUUUUUUAUACAGGUUAUUGAAAUACUGAAACUAUUUGAAAAAAACAAUUGAAAUUGAGCUUUCAGUCAAGAAGUUGGCAAAGUUAAUGUACUUAAACAUCUUUUUUUCUGUAGGCAAAAUGUCAGGGAAAACAACGUGAAGGUAGUUACUCAUAUGCGCUCCGGCACGGUAGCUCCACAUGUGAGAGAUCAUUCAGGCACCCUGUCUAUAAAGCCUGCAUGUGUAUACAUAAACACAAUUGGUGUCUUUAGUUUUCUAAACACUAAAGUUCCUAAUUUUUUAGUGUGCCAAAAGUAAAUGAUAGGUUUAAAUGAAAUUUCUCAUUACCAAGUCAAGACUCUUUUAUAUAUAUAUAUAUAUAUAUAAAUGUGUGUGUGUGUGUCAUAACACUUUAACAUGUGACAGCCUAAGUUUCUUUACUUUGGGGGUGGGGUGGGAGUGGUUUUGCCUGUUGGACCAGGAUGAAAUGCCUGUCUUUAUUCCUUGAUAAGAAGUAGCUAUUAUGGCAUUUCAAACUAUUUUUGGUAGAAUGUACUGCCAAACGAUAAUUCAUUUAGCAAAAAUUACUCUCCAACUUUCUGAAUUCACAGAUUUUCUAAGUGCAUACUUUAUUACAUUGUCAUGAAUUCUUUAAUGCCUUUAUUUCAAAUGGAAAAAGUAACUUUAUGGACAGUAUUUUAGAAAUAUCAUGUAAUUCACGUCUAAUUUUAUAUGUAGUUUAAGUGAUCUAAAUUGAGAUACCUUUGAUCUGAAGAGAUUUACCAACAUUAUAUGCACUCUUGCCCUCAAUGCGGAAUCAAACUGGUUAACUUCUGCACAGGCCUCUCCUUUCUACGUUUCUGCUGCACUAAUUGCCAGGGAGUGGGAGAGAAGGUGGAGAAAUUCAUUCACAGUAGAAGGAGGCGAUAGGUGCGGCAAAAAGCAGCUCACAGUAUUGAUUCCACAUUAUAGUUUUGUUGCCCCUUCUUGGCAAAAGAUAACCACCUUGUGGGAAGAUCACAGCUUCCAGGGUAAAAGAGAAUUUAUAACUUUUGAAAGUGCUAUUAAGAAGUUUUUAUUGGCUGGGCGUGGUGGCUCAAGCCUGUAAUCCCAGCACUUUGGGAGGCCGAGGCGGGUGGAUCACGAGGUCAAGAGAUCGAGACCAUCCUGGUCGACAUGGUGAAACCCCGUCUCUACUAAAAAUACAAAAAAUUAGCUGGGCACGGUGGCGCGUGCCUGUAGUCCCAGCUACUCAGGAGGCUGAGGCAGGAGAAUUGCCUGAACCCAGGAGGGUGGAGGUUGCGGUGAGCCGAGAUCGCACCAUUGCACUCGGGCCUGGGUAACGAGCGAAACUCUGUCUCAAAAAUAAAUAAAUAAAUAAAAGUUUUUAUUACCAAAUAGAUCUUUUAUGGUUUAUAUUGUAGUGGUAUGUAUGAAACAUUUAAAAUUUUACUUGCAGAAAUGGCAUGUGUGUAUAUAUCUAUAGAAGUCGAAAUAGGUGUUCCCACAUGGGAACGGAGAACUGCGUGUGACUGUACGUGAAGUGCAGUAAACAACUGGAAAAAGUACAUGUGCUUCAUCCUGUCAAGCCAACUGCAGCUGGAAAGUGCUGCUUAUUCUCCACCCCCAGAAAUGCAUGUAUAAAUAUAGAACAAAGAAUGCACACUUUCCAUUUUAUUGAGGCUUUCAACACUAUUUAAAAGAAAAUGUAAGCAUCUGACAUUCUGGAGUUCUAAAUUAGAAGAUGAGCAUAAUCACUGAUUUUAGUCACUAAAGGAGAUUAGUAGACAUAUAGUGUUCCUCAGUUGGACUGUGCAUCCAAAAUAGUUAACAUUUUCUAUCUUUAAUAAAUGGCACAAUUUUUAUGUUUUUUAAAUGUAAGAAAGAGGAAUGCCGACCAAAACUUGAUUCAUGAAAAGAACUAGUGUCAUUAACUUGUAGAACAAAGUAGAAUUGGUUUAUUUUAAAAAUUAUUUCCAGCAGUGUGAAACGUUUAGGAUUCUUUAACAUCUAAAUGUUUUGACUCCUUGUACCUUAAGUUUUCCAGUCUUUCUUAUUUACAUCAUCUCCACGUACCUCUGCCUCCUUUCCUCUUGCUCACUGGAACCUUAGUUUUCCUCAGCAGGAUGGUUUGUAAAAGUAGCCCACAGGUGUAGGAUCUGUGGCACAUCAUACAGACUGGCGGCCCAAAGGUGUGUUUGGUUUGGCUUAUGCAGUGUUUUGCUUUUUAAACUACUUGCCAUACUUUGAAGGUGGAAACACUAAUAAAAAGUCUGAAUACCCAUAUUAGAUUUUUUUUUUUAAAUCUCUUCAUGAAAUCUGCUCUUCCUCAAAAAUCAAAAUGUCUAGAAAGCCCAAACAUGUAUUGUCACAUAGUAGGCACCAGCUGAAACUGAGUAAUCAAACUGCCUCCUUAAGCCAAGUAUUCCCUGGUUAAUCGGCACCCCACCCCUCCUUCCUGUCUCUAGUGUCACACUUGGGCUGUUGGUUUUCUUACUCUCCUGUCUUGCUUUAAUCCUUCCUCCUACCUCUGCCUAGCUCCUGUAAAUAUCUGCUUGUCUCCUGGUCCAGGAUGGUGGUCUUUCAAACCAACUUCUCAAAAGGGAUGGCAUAAAAUAGGUUUUGAUAUUUUUACUUCUGAAAAAUCAGAUGAAUGUUCUAAGUUUAUCAAAAAUGUUAGUCGCUUACUCAUGAAUAUUGGAUUUCUUACUGUUUAAAGGAGUUCUAUUAAGUGAGUGGAAGGAUUAGACCUUUGGAUUUUCCUCCUAAUGUAUUUUUUUAUGAUUACCUUAUACAAUAAUUUGUGGUCUACUUAGCAGUUAAACUAAUUGACCAUCUAAUAGUUGACUAUAAAUAUAUCUAAAAUAAUAGUCAUAAGUUUUGCAUCACAACUUCCCAAAAACCUUAUUAAAAUUAGGUUAUUCUCGUGUAAUGCUAUUUUGUGAAGUAUAUAUGUACAUAAUGUAUACUCUGAAAGUGCUUGUUUUUACAUGCUAUACAACAGUUUCAAUUUUAAAGACUGUCUCCUGAAAUUGGGAUGAAAAUCUAUAGUCUUUGUUUUCUUAAAGUAUCCUAUACUACAUUCAUUGGUUACUUAACUGGGUAUUAAUAAAAUAAUUACAGGAAAAAAAGUGACUAAGAGCAAAAGGAGAUGAAAAUAUUUGCAAAUGAAUCCACAAUUCUUGUAGAACUUUUUGAGUUGACUAAAGAUUUUAUGAGCACUCCUUGAACUUAGAACUGUCAAGGGUGGGGAUGAUGAAGGUACAGUGCCUUGGCUAUGCUUGAAACCUGAAUUUUAAUGCUUCCCUUGUUACGGUCAUUGUCCUAAAUGAUUUGGUUUACGAAGUUAAGACAUACUAGUUAGUUGUACAAGUGGAAAGUUGGAUACAUUUUAAUUAAAUGAUAUAUGUUAAUGAA